GGUCGGUCGUGUCCGAAGAUGGUCAGCGAGGACUGACCAGAGUCCAGACCAUGCGAAGCACAACCCGUCCCUCCUAUAGGCCGCGUAUAAGUUGCAUCCGAACCCGGCCAAAAGAGGCCUCUCUUUUUCUCUGAGUUGAACCACGGAACUUUUCUUCUUGUCUCCAUGAAUGACGCGCGAUUCCUAUAAUAUCCGCUUUGCCUCACCAUGGACGACGCAGUAGGAAGCCAGGACAUUGCAGGUCUUUUCGAAGACGCAGAGCAGUUCCUCACAGUGCGGCCCGUGGGCAGCGGGAACAUCUUUCCCUCCCUGUCCACCCAGGCAGCCAAUAUCCCGGACAUGGUGUACUUCAAGCUUAUUCCGAGCGCCUCGUCCAAGGCAGGAGGGAUGAGCUACAACCUGAGCUUCCACGGCCGGUACAAGAAAGAGACGUACUCGCGACAGGCAUAUUAUCUGGGCUACAAAGGCGGCGCCUGGAGAACCAACACGCCUGCCUUUGUCGACAUUCCGAAACAUCCCAAGGCGCCACCGGAGGGCUGUGAAAGCACAAUGCUCCUCACGGGCAUGCUGAGCGGCUGCUCCAUCGUCGUUACGUCCCUCGACGAAACCCACUACCGCGUCUUCCACGACCCUCGCGGCAACGCCUCUGAGCUGCACGACAACGUCGUCAUGGCUGUCGACCAGGACGACGCCGUGGGCAAGACGCACGACGAUAAGCCCGUCGCGGCCAUGGACCACCGCGACUACGGCGACGAGCGCGGCAGCCUCGCCACGGUGCUCAUGCAGUACAGAGGCAAACACUCUGGGUGGAAACUAUACGCGCAGCUGCUCCAGGGCGUGCCUCCUGCCCAUGAUGAGUACGAGUUUCGCGACAGCGACCCCGAAAAGCAUGUCAUCACCAGGUUCAUCGACCCCGCCGCGCCCGCGAGGCGCUGGCUUGCGGAAGAGAGGAUCGCGAAGGCCUGCAAAGACCGCGAGCGAGUCCGCCAGCGAAUGCGGGAGAUUGCCACUAGCUUCAACCCUGCAGAGCUCCCGAGCCUCCUGAGGGAAACUGACGGCGAAUUCGUGUUCAAAGCAGACGAGCCGAUUCCCAAACUCAGUAACGCGGCUGUCCGCGGCACUCGAGUCUACUUUGAGUACUUCCGGGGCGUCAAGGAGAAGCUCAUGCUCGUAACUCAGUUGCAAGAUGACCCAGGCGUGGGGACGGCAGACAGGGACGCCGCCAGGCGCAUGUUGCCAGAGAUCGAGUUGCUGUUGGUAGACGGCCAAGACUACGACUUCCUCUAUCUUUGGCAGCUGACACGACGCGAGGGGGGCGCCGCGGCAGUCGUCCAGACAGAAGACGUGCUACGCGCCGGGCUCCAGGGCGCCACGUCGGGAGAGAAAUUCGAUAUGCUGGCGGCGAGGCUACGGAUGACGCCCAACAAGGCCGUGACGGACGGGUAUGCGGCGUACGACAGGAUCCAAGUGCGCCAGUAUUCUGCAGGCAUGACAUCGCUAGACUUAAGGAAGCUCUGUCUUGGGUCGCUCUACAACCUAACAGACACGCAGCUGGGCGCCCUCCUACAUCGUGUGGACGAUGCUGCCGAGCAAGAGGGGCUCGAACGGUUAAAGGAGGCCAACCGUGUCAUCGAGUACCUGCUCAAGGAUAGCGGUGGAAAGGUCAAGGCGAUGCCACAGGACGUCAUGCUCCGCCUCGGCGGGUGCGGAUGGUCCUACCCCCUGGUGCGCGCCGUCGCGGUGGCUCUCUGGGCGGACGGUGAGGAAGCCGUGGACCGCAUCAUGGCCAAGCUCGCGUCUCUCCGCACAGCCACGCCCGUCAACUCAUCAGACGCAAGACUACUGCUCUACGGACUGCAGAACCUGCGAAUUGGCGCUGACGCUUUGGCGGCGUCGACGGCACGCGGCCGAGUUACCAUCGAGCAGGCCGUCGAGGCUCUGCAAAUCCAAUCCGGCACGGCGAGUCGGAUGUUCAUGCUACACACCGAGGGCCACGCCAUGCUCCUUGGGGCUACCAUCAGGAACGCCUAUCUUUCUUCCUACCACUUCUACGAUCCCAACUUCGCCAUGGUCACGUUCGAUACGACCGACGCGCUCAUCAAGGCCAUGUCGCGACAUCUGGUGACCGAGCAGUGGGCCACAGCCUACUCAGCCUCUGGCACGCCCAUGGCUCCCGUAUUCGAGCUGGUUGAGAUUUGCUCGGCGGACUUGUCCCAGGUAGACGUUGGCUUCGAUCUCGUCGUGCAGGACUUGAGCUCCGCGGAGGACCUCUCCCAGACGGCGGCCACCAGGGCGCGGCCUAAUCCGGACAGGGUUGCGCGCGAACUCGUAGGGGACCCGGACUUUAAGAGGGCACUAGCGGCGGCAGACGAGCGGCAGCAAACGACAUGGAAUAGCCCUUGGACGUGGAGCGGGGAUGCGAGGAUCGGCGUGCCGGCCCAGGUGCUGUGGAAGAUGUAUGGUCUCAGUCUCGACCAAAAACCCGGUGAGGGGGCCGACGACGAUGAGCCUGACGCUCCUGCGCCUUCUUCGCCCUUGGGCACGAAGGAAUAG
Messenger RNA from Purpureocillium takamizusanense, 2553 nucleotides. RefSeq lists its product as uncharacterized. The record is from RefSeq and is a predicted model, not a curated record. Lineage: Eukaryota; Fungi; Ascomycota; Sordariomycetes; Hypocreales; Ophiocordycipitaceae. The transcript is spliced from 2 exons. The coding region runs from base 208 to 2553 and encodes 781 amino acids.